Cucurbita pepo subsp. pepo (vegetable marrow) is the source of this 1610-nucleotide messenger RNA. NCBI's taxonomy places the organism in Eukaryota, Viridiplantae, Streptophyta, Magnoliopsida, Cucurbitales, Cucurbitaceae. The record is from RefSeq and is a predicted model, not a curated record.
UUUUCACAUUUAUAUUUAAUAAUUAUUAGAAACAUCUAUAUAUUUUUGGAUAAGUAUUGGAACAUUAAAUGGUAGACAAGAACACGAUCCAUUCCCUGUUCCGUUGACUUUCAUCGACAUGGAGACGGCGGAGCUGGUUUUCUUGCCGUCGCUGGGAGUCGGUCACCUUGUCUCCACCCUCAAGUUCAUCACUCAGUUUCUCGAUCGCGACCACCGAUUCUCCGCCACCAUUCUCCUCAUGAAACCCCCAUUUGCCCUGACGCCGACGGCUGGAAACUCCGAUCCGCCGCCGCCUACCUCCACGCCGCGCAUUCGCUAUAUUCAUCUCCCCUGCCCCCCCGAUCCUCCUCCCAUUCAAAUCUUACACAAAUCCGUUGAGAAUUACUUCUCUCUCUAUGUUGAGAGCUAUAAAUCUUUGGUUAAAAACGCCAUUGUUGACCUUGCUGUGCCGGUUGCUGGCUUGGUUCUUGAUGUCUUCUGCACUUCCAUGAUCGAUGUCGGCGAUGAACUUGGCAUCAAUUCGUACAUCUUCCUCACUUCCGGCGCUGGAUUUCUCGGAUUGAUGUUUCAUCUCGAAGCCCGAGAUCGAUUAGUCGGUGUUGAAUUCGACAAAUCGGAAGCCGAUUCAAUCAUCCCCUGUUUCACCCACUCUGUUCCGAUGGGAUCUCUGCCUCAAUUUGCGUUUAACGGCGACGGCGGAUUCAGUUCCAUGGCGAAACAAGCUCGGAAAUUGAAGGAAUCUAAAGGAAUUAUCAUCAAUACCUUCGCCGAGCUUCAUCAACCCUCUGUUUGGAGUUCACUCUCUGAAGAUGGGAUCCCUCCGAUCUACACGGUGGGGCCGGUGCUCGACCUGGAAAGCGAAAACCGGCCAACCCCAGAUGAAAAACAGAGCAGGGAAAUCAAGGGUUGGCUUGAUAAUCAACCGCCGUCGUCGGUGGUGUUCUUGUGCUUCGGUAGUUGGGGAUGUUUCAGCCAACCCCAAGUCAUGGAAAUUGCAAAUGGGCUCGAGAGUAGCGGAGUCAGGUUCCUCUGGUCUCUGCGUAGCCCACCUCCGCCGCACAAGCAACUCGAGCCACCGUCUGAUUACGCCGAUGUCGACGACGUCUUGCCGGCGGGAUUCCAGGAAAGGGUUAAGGGGAAAGGGAGAGUAUGUGGGUGGGUUCGGCAAGUGGAUGUUUUAGCCCACAGAGCCAUUGGAGGGUUCGUUUCACACUGCGGAUGGAACUCCAUUUUGGAGAGCAUUUGGCACGCCGUGCCGCUCGCAGCUUGGCCGCAGUACGCCGAGCAGCAGAUAAACGCGUUCGAGCUGGUUAGAGAACUGGGUUUAGCGGUGGAGAUGAAGAUUGAUUACCAUAGGGACUGUGGAUAUCUGGUGAGUGCCGAUCAGAUCGAGAGAGCCGUUCGAUGCUUGAUCGACGGCGAUGAUGCAGAGGAGAUGAGGAAGAGAAUGAAAGAAGCUAGUGAGAAGAGUAGAGAAGCUCUUGUUCACGGUGGUUCUUCUUACACUUCAUUUGGGAAUCUCAUCGAUAACAUGAUGGCUAGUUUUGUUUAGCUCGAAUUUUAUCGUCGCCCUGAAAUUUCGGUGUUUUUAUAUAUGUUUUUCAUCUAAA